Doryrhamphus excisus (bluestripe pipefish) is the source of this 1724-nucleotide messenger RNA. RefSeq names its product phosphatidylinositol glycan anchor biosynthesis, class F (gene pigf). Gene Ontology annotation, biological process: GPI anchor biosynthetic process. Gene Ontology annotation, cellular component: endoplasmic reticulum membrane. Lineage: Eukaryota; Metazoa; Chordata; Actinopteri; Syngnathiformes; Syngnathidae. The record is from RefSeq and is a predicted model, not a curated record.
GUCACGAAACACAAGAGAAACAGAUGCGCUGCGAUAAACACACAAUGUAAUGUACUGAGCCGAUGAGGUGAACUUAGUUCGUCGUUUAAGAUAGCAGACAGCAUUCGCGAAUACGAAUAAGACAACAGUCUGUCUGUGUCGUAGACUUACACUUCUCACAGACCAUGUUUCCCUCUUGUUUUCCGUGGUAUUCGCUUCAAAUUGUGGGAAUUUAUAUCACAACUGGCGAAGGCCUAUUCUUGACGCUAGCUUGAGUGCUAUGGUUUGUAAACUUCCGGUUCUUGAUGACGUAUACUCAUCGAAUCGUGUCAAGGUGACGGGAUUUGAUUGGCUGACAACCAAGUCGCUCAACCGUACGCAAUAAAAGCACCCGCUUUCGGUUUUAGUUUGACUUUUUAAAUCAUCGUUCAAACAUGUUGUAUUUUGUUGUGUUCGUUGUAACGAGUAAUUUAGUCUGAUACAUAUUGGCAUCUGUAUUUGCUUUGCUUUCUUUCAACGUCGGACUUGUGUGGGCGUGUAAUUGUGAAAUUCAAACGGAAGUAUGCCGGACUCCAUUUUUACGGAAGUCAAGUCGAGCCUUCGAUGGACGUUGUAACACUGUUCAUUCGUUGUUUUGUUAUCUUAGCGGCUUAAUUUAACUUUAUUGUACUUUUGUUUUGUUCCCUUGCCAUUGACACUCACUGCCAUGUGGGACCAUGAGAUCCGAGCGAUGGCGAGCGCCCACGCCAUCAUCGCCGCCUCGGUGUUUGUGGCGACCGUGGUGCCCGUCGCCGUCGUUCCGGGUUUCUCGGUGUACGGAACCCACCUUCUGUGGCUCUACUUGGUGUCCGGAGCUGUCACCUUGGUCAGUGUCGUCAUCUUCUGGCUGAUCGGCAUCUCCCCACCGACCAAGAAGCACACGCUGGGAUACAAGCUGUCCAGGUUGUUCCGUUCCUGCUUGUACUUCUUCCUGUCCUGCUUGUUCUUUCACACUGUGGUGGUUCUCUACGGCGCUCCACUGAUGGAAUCCGCCUUGGAGACCUUCUCCCUGGCCGUGCUCCUGUCCUCUCUCACUACCCUGAGGUGUCUGUGCGUCCUUGGCCCAAACGUCCAGGCUUGGAUUCGAGUGUUUAGUCGCCACGGAGCCAUGUCCGUGUGGGACACCUGUCUCCAGAUCACCGUGGCCUUUACGGUGGUGGGGGCCUGGGUGGGAGCCUUCCCGAUUCCUCUCGACUGGGACAAGCCUUGGCAGGUUUGGCCAGUUUCCUGCAGCCUGGGCGCCAUGUUGGGCUACCUGUCGGGUUUGGCGGUGGCGCCGGCGUGGAUCCACUACCAUCGCAAGCAGCUCACCUACAAGUGUAAAUAGAUGGGCACGGUUGUUUUCUUGUUAUUUAUUUGGAACAUUUAAUUCCGAUGAGAAGGGCCACUGUCAUACAGGGGUGUCCAAAUGCUUUCCAGAAAAAUAGAAGGCUGCGGAUCCAAUGUUGAUCAAUACAUGCCGAGCUAUCUCACAUUAGCUUUGCAUAGUAGGUGACGAAGCAUUUGAGUGUACUAUUUCAUUAUAUACUGUAUCACAUGAACAAUGAAUUCAUGAUUCUUUGUUUUUUUAAUAAAAAAAACAAGCUGGAAGCCGAAAAUGGCACUUUGGACACCCCUGCUGUAAUAAGUCAACAACAUGAGCAAUAAUUUUGUACAGUACAUAUGAGGAAUGAUCUUUUUUUUACUGGAAUAAAACAUGACUUUGA